This is a messenger RNA of Loa loa (African eye worm), 1335 nucleotides long. RefSeq lists its product as hypothetical. Bases 1 to 1080 code for a protein of 359 amino acids. NCBI's taxonomy places the organism in Eukaryota, Metazoa, Nematoda, Chromadorea, Rhabditida, Onchocercidae. The record is from RefSeq and is a predicted model, not a curated record. The transcript has 10 exons.
AUGGGUAUUUGUCCGGAUGCUCAUCAUGGACAAUUAGCGAGUAGUUCUAGUCACAUCACUGAGACCGCUAUGGGCCAUCCAGGCUUCAGUAAUAAUCAAAAUAUGACAAAACUGCUGAAAAACGGAGAUGAGUUCAAUCAAUUCGUCAGAAUGACCGAAUAUGCUCUGGUGCAUUUCUCUGCAAAAUGGUCGGAAAUAUGUGAGCAGCUCAACAAUUUGUUAUUGGAAUUUAAAGACGAAUUGAAAUGUUUUGAUUUUGCUGCAGUUGAAGCAGAAGAUGUUGCUGAAUUAUCGGUUGCGAAUAACAUUGUUGUAGCUCCAACCAUUCUUUUUUUCAAGAAAGGGAAAGAAGUUGAUCGUUUACAAGGAUUCGAUCCGGGUGAUUUAAGAAUAAGAAUCAUCAAGCACAAUUUUGUUGAAGGCGUUGCUAGCAUGACGAAAAAAUUAAUUACUGAUGAGGAAAAUAAUAUGAAUAAUAGGAUGAAAUCAUUGGUCCUUCAAUCUCCUCUCAUGCUUUUUAUAAAGGGAACACCAGAUAACCCAAAAUGUGGAUUCAGCAGUCAAAUUGUCAGUCUUUUACGUGAAGUUAAUGCAGAUUUUUCAAGUUUCGAUGUACUGGAAGAUGAUGAGGUAAGGCAGGGGUUAAAAGAAUAUAGCCAUUGGCCCACAUUUCCACAGCUUUAUUUGAAUGGAGAACUUAUUGGUGGCUUGGAUAUUCUCAGAGAAGAGUUAAAUGACCCUGACUUUCGCAGUAAAUUGCCGAAGUUGAAAAAUAAUAAUGGAAGAUUAAAGGCAUUGAUUAAUCAGGCUCCUUUGAUGCUUUUUAUGAAAGGAAGUCCUGAAACACCUCAGUGCAAAUUCAGUAAAAAGAUUAUCAAGCUGUUGGAUGAAGUUAAUGCAACUUAUUCAUUUUUUGAUAUUCUGAAAGAUGACGAGAUACGGGAAGGAUUGAAGAAGUAUAGCAACUGGCCAACCUAUCCGCAACUGUAUUUGAAUGGUGAAUUGAUCGGCGGUUUGGAUGUGGUAACAGAGGAACUGAAAAAUCCGAAUUUUGUGGAGAAACUACCUAGAGAGAAUUGAUGAGCGUGGUUGAUUAAUUUCUUCUGUGUUAAUAUUGACCAACUGUUCUUGAUCUUUUUUUUUUUGUAUAUUAAUUGCUAAUUAAUAAACAGUUGCCAUAACGUUCAUUUUUUCGGGACAAAAGUUGUAUUUCGACAUUGUGCAUUUUUCUUUUUAGUGAAUCUUAUAUCUUCUUACUGAUUAUAGAUAGACAAACAUCUCCAAUUAUUGUCCCCUUUAUGAAUUCAUUACCUCGAAAAUUUUGGUCUUUCAGAG